GUGUGAAACGGCCGUUAAACGCGUCGGAAUGAAGCGGCGCGGCGCGAGGCCGCCGGUCUCCCGUCAGCGUGCUGCGGCGCGCUCGGAGCUAACCGGAUGUGGAAGUGGUUUCUUCUCCCGAGUGUAAAAGAGGAGAUUUGUGUGUGACUUCCCCCGGAAAACCAACACCUUAAUAUCAGACGGUUUCCUGUCCGUUGUGUCCGGUACCGUGUGCGUGCGAAGGGGGCGGUUUCUAACGGCAGUGCCGGUGGGUUCGGGCCCGGGCAGCGGGGAGAAGCGAUGUCACUGGUGGACCUCGGGAAGCGUCUGCUGGAGGCGGCUCGCAAAGGUCAAGACGAUGAGGUCAGGAACCUGAUGGCCAACGGAGCGCCGUUCACCACCGACUGGCUGGGGACGUCUCCGCUCCACCUGGCUGCGCAGCACGGACAUUACUCCACCGCCGACGUCCUGCUGAGGGCCGGGGUCAGCAGGGACGCUCGCACCAAGGUGGACCGCACGCCGCUGCACAUGGCGGCUGCCGAGGGCCACACGGUGAUCGUGGAGCUGCUGGUCCGGAGCGGCGCUGACAUCAACGCCAAAGACAUGCUGAAGAUGACGGCGCUGCACUGGGCGGCGCAGCACGCUCACCACGGCGUCGCCGAGACGCUCAUCAAGCACGGCGCCGACGUGCACGCGCUCAGCAAGUUCGACAAGACGCCCUUCGACAUCGCCGUGGACGUCCAGAACACCGAGCUGAUGCUGCUGCUGCAGGAGGGAAUGCAGAACCAGGUGAACAUGAACCAGGUGAGCAUGAACGUGGAGACGAGCACCACCAACCAGCCGCAGUUCAUCAUCCAGGGCAUCCCGGGCAUCCAGGGGGGGGUGGUGAACCUGGCCGAGCUGCUCAACAAAGCCAACGCAGGCGACUCGGAGGAAGCGAUGGCCGCCAACGCCCUGGACUCCAACAUCCAGCACGCCACCGUGGUCAACGAGGGGGGUCAGAGGGUCAUCACCAUAGUGACGGAUCAACACGGCAACCUGCAGACCACCGGGGGGAUGGCGCCGCCCUUCUUCGUCACCAUGCAGCACGGACAGCAGAUGCUGGCGGUGCCGGCCAACGCAGUGACGGAGGAGGUGGUGACGGAGGAGGCUCAGGCUCCGCCCUCCAGGAAGAGGAAGCUGGAGAUGAUCAACAACCACGACACGGGAGAAACGGAGCUGCUGCAGAGGCAGCUGCAGGAGGCCAACAGGAAGGCCCAGGAGUACCGGCAGCAGCUGAUGCGUAAGGAGCAGGAGGCCGAGGAGUACCGGGUCAAGCUGGAGGCCAUGUCUCAAACUCAGGCCAACAACGCCGCCGCCGUUGCAGCCGCCAACGCCGCCAGCCCCGAGGAGGUGGUGGGGGGGGAGGAGGACGAAGAGGAGGCGGCCGGCAUGGUGGAGGAGGAGGGGGAGAUGGUGGUGUUACAGGAGGGAGGCAUCAUCAUGGAGGGAGAGGAGGGCCAGGUAACGUUGGUGGAGACGGGCGGAGACACAACGGAGGUCAGCUCCUAACGGGGGGGGG
Messenger RNA from Pungitius pungitius (ninespine stickleback), 1540 nucleotides. RefSeq names its product GA binding protein transcription factor subunit beta 2a (gene gabpb2a). Gene Ontology annotation, biological process: positive regulation of transcription by RNA polymerase II. The transcript is spliced from 8 exons. Gene Ontology annotation, cellular component: nucleus. Gene Ontology annotation, molecular function: protein binding; transcription cis-regulatory region binding. NCBI's taxonomy places the organism in Eukaryota, Metazoa, Chordata, Actinopteri, Perciformes, Gasterosteidae. The coding region runs from base 280 to 1530 and encodes 416 amino acids. The record is from RefSeq and is a predicted model, not a curated record.